AUGGCUCGAUACGAAAUAAGAAAUCUGGUAAUAACUGUUUUACAGCAGGAACAAAUGGAAAAGGUAAAGUUGGAUCGUCUACAUGCAAAGUGUAUCCCAGUUUGCCUAGCUACCAAAAGUGGAGAUAUGGAAGAUCAAUAAGCUUCAUCGACUCUUUUGGAAUUCGACAGCAAGCAAAAGAAAUCAUUAACGUGAAAUCUGGAUUCUGUCUCAACGUCGCGGGUUAUGAUGGCACAGGUGACAUGGAUACACAUCCUUGCGAAGACGAGACAGACCAGUACUUUUUUUUUUCGUUCCAAGGGGCAGCUGGUGACUCAUGGAAGGAUACAGGUUCAGGAAUCUGGUCUUUGUCUUGAUGUGCAAAGUGGGAGCUUAGGCCCACGUUUAGCAGAUAAUGUUCGAAUAUACAAUUGUGAGGACAACCCAGAUCAAUAUUUUGGUUUUUAUGAAAAUGGGGAAAUUGUUAAUGAAAAGUCCCGAAUGUGCCUAAAUGUUGCAGGAUUCGAUGGAAGAGGCAAUAUUGAUAUGUACGCAUGUGACUAUUUCGAUGAUCAACGUUGGUACCGACCUACUCAGCUUUGCGAUGGAGACUAUUGCUCUUUCCUCAACAAAAAGUCAGGAGACUGCUUAAACGUUCAUGGAACGAAAGCCACAAGCAACUUAGACGUUUACUCCCAUAGCUGUACCGGAGAACGAGAUCAACGCUUUAAAUUUGUUACCGGAACAUGGGUUACACCAACUGCAUCAUGGUCCCUAGUAGGUUGCAAUGAGAACGGAGAAGUCACUCAAUCAAUAAGCAACACAAUCCGAUAUUCAAAAUCAAUCAGUGAAAGUACGGCAAUUGAGAUUGGCGCCGAAAUCGAAGCUGGGUACGCGUUUGGUAGUGUCACAGUCAGUACCACUUUCUCAUAUUCUCUAGCACAGGAGUGGACGGAGAGCCAAGAACAGUCGGAAGAGAUAACUUUUACUUGUCAAGUUUAUGAUAACGACCAACCGUUUUUGAGAGGAUGCAUGUGGCAGCUAAAACUUACAACUGAGGAAACGACCAACGACGAUGAAUUAGUGUGGAAGCCCCAGAUUGUGAAAUGCACAAGUGGUAAUACAGCGCCAACGUGCCCUCCAUUCACCAGAUGCCAAGAUACAGCAUGCACGAUGUGCGAAAGUACGGUGUUUGGGAAGAUGAAGCGCAAACACAAUGCUAAACGCAGCUUUUGGAAAAAGGUGUCGAAAACACUCAAGUCAUGA
Molecule: messenger RNA, 1245 nt
Organism: Paramuricea clavata
Lineage: Eukaryota; Metazoa; Cnidaria; Anthozoa; Malacalcyonacea; Plexauridae
Source: the annotation of a GenBank genome assembly